AUGAGUGGAGACACUUCUAACCUCUACGAAGGCAUCCCUCCAGAUACACUCAGUAAGGUUCAGGAGUACCUGGAGCAUUUCUGUCUGUCUCUGGAGAAGCUGCGGGAGGUUUCUGCUCGGCUGAGGAAAGAUCUGAUUCGAGGGCUCGGCAAACACACUCACCACAGGGCCGCCGUCAAGAUGCUACCUACCUUCGUCAGGGCCACGCCGGACGGAACGGAGAAAGGCGACUUCCUGGCGUUGGAUCUUGGUGGAACGAACUUCCGAGUGCUUCAUGUGCGUGUGGUGGAGGAGGAACAGAAAGUGCUGAAGAUGGACAGUCAGAUCUGUGCCAUCCCGCAGGAAAUGAUGCUGGGAACUGGAGAACAGCUGUUCGACCACAUCGCCGCCUGUCUGGGUGAUUUUCUUGCCUCUCAGAAUCUGAAGGAACAAACUCUUCCCCUGGGUUUCACCUUCUCCUUCCCCUGUGAACAGUUGGAAAUCGACAAGAGCGUCCUGAUCCGCUGGACCAAAGGCUUCAACUGCUCCGGCGUGGAGGGCAAAGACAUUGUGAAGUUACUGAAAGAUGCCAUUCACAGGAAAGGGGACUAUGAUAUAGGUUCGGUUGCCAUGGUGAACGACACAGUGGGCACAAUGAUGAGCUGCGGCUACAAAGACCAGAGCUGCGAGAUCGGCAUGAUCAUCGGUACGGGAACCAACGCCUGCUACAUGGAGGAGAUGAAGAACGUGAAGCGUGUGGAAGGCGAGGAUGGGAGGAUGUGCAUCAACACAGAAUGGGGCGGCUUCGGAGAUGACGGCUCCCUGAAAGACAUCCAGACGGAGUUUGACGUGGUGGUGGACGAGACAUCCAUCAACCCUGGCGUCCACACCUUUGAGAAGAUGAUCAGCGGUAUGUAUUUGGGAGAAAUUGUUCGGCUGCUGCUGGUGAGGCUCACAGAAGAGAAGGUGCUGUUCAAGGGACAGGCAUCUGAGGCGCUGCUGACUCCGGGCGCAUUUGAGACAAAGUUCAUGUCUGCGAUGGAGGAGGAGGACGGUGGUCUGAAAAACUCCCAGAAUAUUCUGACUAAGUUGGGUCUGAACUGGGACUCUGUCGACUCCCGCGUGGUGCGUCUGAUCUGCGACACCAUCUCCACACGCUCUGCCAGUCUGUGCGCCGCUGCCCUGGCAACCAUUGCCAACCGUAUCCGUGUAAACCGCGGUCUGGACCAUCUGAAGACCACCGUGGGGGUGGAUGGGACGGUCUACAGAAAACACCCCAAUUUCAGCAUUGAUCUCCAGGAGAUGGUGCGCCUCCUCGCCCCUGAUUGUGACAUCACCUUCCUUGUUUCUGAGGAUGGUAGUGGGAAGGGCGCUGCCAUGGUAACAGCGGUGGCACAGCGACUUGCUCUCCAGUCCCGGCUGUUAGAGGACAGCGACGGGGAGAGCGAGGAUGAAGAGGAGGAAGUUGAAUAG
This is a messenger RNA of Plectropomus leopardus (leopard coralgrouper), 1452 nucleotides long. Its product is annotated as hexokinase-2-like. Lineage: Eukaryota; Metazoa; Chordata; Actinopteri; Perciformes; Serranidae. Gene Ontology annotation, cellular component: cytosol; mitochondrion. Gene Ontology annotation, biological process: glucose 6-phosphate metabolic process; intracellular glucose homeostasis; glucose metabolic process. The record is from RefSeq and is a predicted model, not a curated record. Gene Ontology annotation, molecular function: glucokinase activity; fructokinase activity; D-glucose binding.